This is a messenger RNA of Echinops telfairi (small Madagascar hedgehog), 982 nucleotides long. RefSeq names its product transcription factor 7 (gene TCF7). Lineage: Eukaryota; Metazoa; Chordata; Mammalia; Afrosoricida; Tenrecidae. Gene Ontology annotation, biological process: regulation of transcription by RNA polymerase II; canonical Wnt signaling pathway. Gene Ontology annotation, molecular function: DNA-binding transcription factor activity, RNA polymerase II-specific; RNA polymerase II cis-regulatory region sequence-specific DNA binding. The record is from RefSeq and is a predicted model, not a curated record. Bases 91 to 906 code for a protein of 271 amino acids. The transcript has 9 exons. Gene Ontology annotation, cellular component: beta-catenin-TCF complex.
GGGCGGGAACGCACUUCGCAGAGACUUUUCCCGGACAAACCUGCAGAGUCUCUGGAGGAUGGCCUGAAGGCCCCUGAGUGCGCUAGCGGCAUGUACAAAGAGACCGUCUACUCGGCCUUCAAUCUGCUCAUGCACUACCCGCCUGCCUCCGGAGCAGGGCAGCCCCCGCAGCCGCAGCCCCCGCUGCACAACAAGGCCAGUCAGCCCCCUCACGGAGUCCCCCAACUGUCCCCUCUCUACGAACAUUUCAGCAGUCCACACCCCAGCCCUGCGCCCACCGACAUCAGCCAGAAGCAAGUCCACAGGCCCUUGCAGACCCCAGACCUCUCUGGCUUCUACUCUCUGACCUCAGGCAGCAUGGGACAGCUCCCUCACACUGUGAGCUGGUUCACCCACCCAUCCCUGAUGCUAGGCUCGGGCGUACCUGGCCACCCUGCAGCCAUCCCCCACCCGGCCAUCGUGCCCCCCUCAGGGAAGCAGGAGCUGCAGCCCUAUGACCGAGGCCUGAAGACUCAGGCAGAGGCCAAAAUGGAGAAGGAGACAAAGAAGCCAACCAUCAAGAAGCCACUCAAUGCCUUCAUGCUGUACAUGAAGGAGAUGCGAGCCAAGGUCAUUGCUGAGUGCACCCUCAAGGAAAGCGCGGCCAUCAACCAGAUCCUAGGACGCAGGUGGCACGCGCUGUCUCGGGAAGAGCAAGCCAAGUAUUAUGAGCUAGCCCGCAAAGAGAGGCAGCUGCACAUGCAGCUCUAUCCAGGCUGGUCGGCUCGGGACAACUACGGAAAGAAGAAAAGGCGCUCAAGGGAAAAGCAUCAAGAAUCCAACACAGGAGGAAAAAGAAGUGCACUCGGUACUUACCCGGAGAAGGCCGCUGCCCCAACCCCGUUCCUCCCGCUGACAGUGCUCUAGGCUGCCCAGGGUCCCCAGCCCCCCAGGACUCACCCUCAUCCCUCCUGCUGCCCCACUUCCCCACAGAACUGCUCGC